AAAGAGUGCUACUUUAGGCAUGUUCUGAUAGUACAGUAUACAGGACUUGCAUAAACACACCGAGAUCCAGUAAAAUGCUCUUUCUGUUGCUCCUAAGCGUUGUUGGGCUGUCUUAUAGUCAGGUUGUGCUGCCACAUGGCCAUGACUUAAAAGUGGUUGUAGACAAAGCAUUUGCAAGGUUGGAUCACAGCCCUCAGGAUGGCAUAGUUACCGAAAGCGAAUGGGACAUAAUAGCUUUAAGAGCGGAUGCAGAUAACGAUACGUGUGUAACAGAGGCGGAAUACGCCGCAACUAGUUUAGCGCAUGCGCCGGAAGUUGCUACCAAGCUGUUUCAUUUCCUCGACCACGAUAAAAACCAAUGUCUUACAAUCCCGGAUAUGCAAGCCGAUUAUCAUAUGGUCGACCAUAACAACGACGGACGGGUAACUCUACACGAAUGGGACCAGUACUUUACACAUUUGGCACAACAGUUAUUCGGACACGGACACAACGGCCAUAAUGGAAAAUAAAGAGAUUGAAAAUAAAAAUAUAUUUGUUUUCCAUUAUUUCAUACUACACUUUAAAAUAAACUGAAAAUCUAAA
Messenger RNA from Ruditapes philippinarum (Manila clam), 582 nucleotides. RefSeq lists its product as uncharacterized. Gene Ontology annotation, molecular function: calcium ion binding. The coding region runs from base 75 to 509 and encodes 144 amino acids. NCBI's taxonomy places the organism in Eukaryota, Metazoa, Mollusca, Bivalvia, Venerida, Veneridae. The transcript has 5 exons. The record is from RefSeq and is a predicted model, not a curated record.